GCGAGCGCGAAACCGGAAGUGGCUUUUUCUUCUUGCACAGCUCCGGGAAUCCCUUUCCGGUUAGCCUUAGGGUGUCCGCGUUGGAAUAGAAUAUUUCCUGAAAAGAGGGCUGGGAGGUGCUUGUCCACCGCGCCUGAUUCGAGACGCGUCCGCGCUGGGAGACUAGGAUGUCGGACACGUGGAGCUCUAUCCAGGCCCACAAAAAGCAGCUGGACUCGCUGAGGGAGAGGUUGCAGCGGAGGCGGAAGCAGGACUCGGGGCACUUGGAUCUACGGAAUCCAGAGGCAGCACUGUCCCCAACCUUCCGUAGUGAUAGUCCAGUGCCUACUGUACCCACCUCUGGUGGCCCUAAGCCCAGCACAGCUUCAGCAGCUCCUGAACUAGCUACAGACCCUGAGUUAGAGAAGAAGUUGCUACAUCACCUCUCUGAUCUGGCCCUCACAUUACCUACUGAUGCUGUGUCCAUCCGUCUCGCCAUCUCCACGCCAGAUGCCCCUGCCACUCAGGAUGGGGUGGAAAGCCUUCUACAGAAGUUUGCAGCUCAAGAGUUGAUUGAGGUAAAGCGAGGCCUCCUGCAAGAUGAUGCACAUCCCACUCUUGUGACCUAUGCUGACCAUUCCAAGCUCUCUGCCAUGAUGGGUGCUGUGGCAGAAAAGAAGGGCCCUGGGGAGGUAGCAGGGACCAUUUCAGGACAGAAGCGUCGUGCAGAACAGGACUCAACCACAGUAGCUGCCUUUGCCAGUUGUUUGGCCUCUGGUCUAGCCUCUUCAGCAUCAGAACCAACCAAGGAACCAGCCAAGAAAUCAAGGAAACAUGCUGCCUCAGAUGUUGACCUAGAGAUAGAAAGCCUUCUGAACCAACAGUCCACUAAGGAACAACAGAGCAAGAAGGUCAGUCAGGAGAUCCUAGAGCUAUUAAAUACUACGACAGCCAAGGAACAGUCCAUUGUUGAAAAGUUUCGCUCUCGAGGUCGGGCUCAAGUGCAAGAAUUCUGUGACUAUGGAACCAAGGAAGAGUGCAUGAAAGCCAGCGAUGCUGACCGGCCCUGUCGCAAGCUGCACUUCAGACGAAUCAUCAAUAAACACACUGAUGAGUCUUUAGGUGACUGCUCUUUCCUUAACACGUGUUUCCACAUGGAUACUUGCAAGUAUGUUCACUAUGAAAUUGACGCCUGCAUGGAUUCCGAGGCUCCCGGCAGCAAAGACCAUACACCGAGCCAGGAACUUGCACUUACACAGAGUGUUGGAGGUGACUCCAGUGCAGAUCGGCUCUUCCCACCUCAGUGGAUCUGUUGUGAUAUCCGCUACCUGGACGUCAGUAUCUUGGGCAAGUUUGCAGUUGUGAUGGCUGACCCACCCUGGGAUAUUCACAUGGAGCUGCCCUAUGGGACCCUGACAGAUGAUGAGAUGCGCAGGCUCAACAUACCAGUACUGCAGGAUGAUGGCUUUCUCUUCCUCUGGGUCACAGGCAGGGCUAUGGAGUUGGGCAGAGAAUGUCUGAACCUCUGGGGUUAUGAACGGGUAGAUGAAAUUAUCUGGGUGAAGACAAAUCAACUGCAACGCAUCAUUCGGACAGGCCGUACAGGUCACUGGUUGAACCAUGGGAAAGAACACUGCUUGGUUGGUGUCAAAGGAAAUCCUCAAGGCUUCAACCAGGGUCUGGACUGUGAUGUGAUCGUGGCUGAGGUUCGUUCCACCAGUCAUAAACCAGAUGAAAUCUAUGGCAUGAUCGAGAGACUGUCCCCUGGCACUCGCAAGAUUGAGUUAUUUGGACGACCACACAAUGUGCAGCCCAACUGGAUCACCCUUGGGAACCAACUAGAUGGGAUCCACCUCCUAGACCCAGAUGUAGUUGCCCGAUUCAAGCAAAGGUAUCCAGAUGGUAUCAUCUCUAAACCUAAGAAUUUAUAGAAGCACUUUCUUUCAGAGAUGAGCAUCCACAGCCAUGGCCCUGCAGGCUACACCUGAAGAGUAAUAUCAGUGUACAAUAGCUGUUUUCCUUAUUUAAAUAAAAGUUUGUAUUGUAGUUGGGAUUUCAGGGUUAAAUCCUGACUCUGUCACUUCAUAGUGUGUGAUCUUGUACAAUUCAUCUCUCAGUAUGACUCCUUAGACGUAAAAUGGGAAUAUUACCAGCCUCAACCUUGGGUUGUUUUGAGGGUCCAAAUUAAAUGAAUUAAAUUAAUGCAUGUAAAGCAUUAACAUGUUAAUUAUUAUAAAAUAGGACUGUAUGGAACCAAAGUGAGUAGCAGUUACUACUGUGUGAACAUGGUCGUUAAGAAGGAGCUUUUCCAGGAUAGCAUUUCUCACGGUAAAGUUUCAGCUUCACUUAGGUUAUCACUCUUAGGACUAUAAUGCUCAAAGUGUUUCCUUAUUUUGUUACAACUAUGUGACUUUGUUAGUCUAUUAAUUUUUAGCUGAUUUUCCAGAAAAAUUAAAUAAGCACAUCUUCUCAGAUUAAAUAAGUACUUAGGGUAUGUAGAGAAUUAGCCUAUAUAUUAUGUAAGUGAAAACACCUCUGGCCUGUCUUUAAAAGAUAUUUCAUCAAAUACAAGUGAACACAACUUCUUUAGACUUUGGUGAAACCUCUUAUAUUAAUUUAAGGAUGUAGGUUCUGCCUGUUACACACAUAAGUUGUGAAAACUCCAAUAAGGAAGACUACAGAAACAAUAUUAUUUGUAAAAGGAAAUAAAUAAGAAAACUUCUAGGUAAUAUUAUUUCCCCUACUGCCCAGUGUGCCUGUUACAUUGAAAACCUUUGUUUUCAAAGUAAUGUGUAGAUGUGAUAGUAACAGUUCCUGUUUUAACACUGGAAUACAACUUUUCAUUCCCUUUAAAAUGGAUGCGCAUAGUGUUGUUUUUUCCUAGGCUCAAAGCUGGGUACUCUCCCAUCAUUCUAAUAAUCUUUUAGGCAAGUCCUAUGACAAUUAUACCAACAAAUUUCCUCAAACAACACCCACCACCCUAUCACCCAUAUUUUCUGCUUGUCCCUACUCUUUUCACCCUUUCCUCUGCUAUUACCACUGGUAUUUCUGCUUAUACUUGAAAAUAAAAAGUAAUUCCAGAUUUUACAGCAAACUCAAGGACCCUGCUCCGUAGUCUGGCUCCUGUUGAAGGGAGAGAAAGGGGGAGAAGCAGGAAGGACCAUCAUGGGUUGAGAUCAGGCACCACCAGAAGCCCAGCAUGUAUUUUAAAAACAGGCUCUUGGACACAUUCCCAGAAGAGAAGUCUUCACUGGCUUGGAGAACAAGAAGGACUAUUUCACAAAUACCACUGUGUUUGAAUUUCUAGAGGCUACCCAGGCCAAGAAUACAUCCCUAGGAGAGAAAAAGAUACACAAACUUAGACUUCCAACCUAGAUACAUUCUUUUUAACUGUCUUAAACAAUUAGGUUCCUAGAUAAUCUCUGGCAGCAUCAAGUGAAAUGGUAUUAUCCAAUAGGAAUACAGGAGAAUGGGCCUAAAAGUCAGAAGUAGAGGCAAUAAACAGAGUCCUGUGCUAAUCUACUGGAAAGGAUUUGCGAUAGGAAAUAGCAAUGCCCUCUUUCAUGGAUACAGGUAAAUCCCAGGAAAAAGUUAAGAGCAAAAUCUUCAGAACUAAACACCCUCCCCACAUCCACCAUAUUUAACACCCUAUUGAGCUACCUGGUUUGUUGUCUGUAGGCAACCUCCCAUAUGUUACAAAAUAUUACCAAUAUACCAUUUACCCACUUCUCUCCAAACUCUUAAUUCCCUCAGUGGUCUGAUAGGUACUAAGGAGAUAAGCUAGCACUCAGAAACGCAAACAGCUUAAUGUGUCAUUCUCUGUAUUUUUAAAAAACAUAGAGGUAAUGUGAUAACUGAAAGGAGUGAACUGUUAAUUACAUCAUCUCUGGCUAUAUGGCAACUAUAAGGUCUUUUUAAGCAGGAUGAACUUUUCCAGUAGCCCCUCCAAUCAGAAUAUAUAGACAGCAACCUACUCUAUUUAAUAUAAGGGAACACUGAUUAUAUGCUCAAGGUUACCAUGCUUCUCAACAGUUAAUUUAGCAAUACCUAGCUUAUAAGAAAGAAAACUGUAAACUCACCUGCAGUGUUUCACCACACACUCAUUGCUGCAGUACUCAUUGUCCCAGUCCUUACUCACAACAGGAGGGUUCUCACACCCUGACCUCACACAUCGAGGCUGGGGGGAGAGCGGCACAGGAGACGCACUCACCAAUUCAACAUCCAUCUGAGAAGGAGACUCGACCUAUGGGAGAAAGAGAAUAUCAAAUAUAGACUAGGCUGCUACUUGUCUGACUAGCCGGCUAGUCAAAUUUGCCCUCAGAAUCAAUGCAGUAACAAGUGUUAAAAUCCCUCACAUACCUCAGUGAAAUUCUUGGUCUCUCCCUCUAGAACCUAACUUUAGAACUUUGCCAAGUAUACUGACGUGAAAAGUCUUCCUAUUGGGGAGGCUAGACACAAGCUAGGUCUCUUUUUAAUCUUACCCAUCACUGACUAUUCCACACUUGAAUUAUACUCCUUUGAAAUACCAAAUCAAAAGUAGAAUGUGGGCAGAAGUUGAAUCACCUCAACUAAGCAAGAUGGGAAAGGCCAAGAAGAAAAAAUGCGAUACUGUUAGAAAAAGGGACAGAACUCACAGAUUCAUAAAGUUUCCUCCUGGUUGGGUUUUUUUUUCUUUUAAAUGAUUGCUUCAUUAAUCAGAGCCAGACUCUCAAAAAGUCCCGUAUUUUAAGAUGACUACUGGUCAUGUACCAGUUAAACUAGGGUAGCUGCCGUCUGUUUAUAUCUCUUUUGAAAGAUUUAAUGAUAUGUGCCAACUGUAUUUUCUGGGCCAUUUCCCCCUCACUGAAAACAUCAAGCAAAGCACUCAAGACCUAGAAGAAUGGAAGGAUUCAUACUGCCAAAACUUUGGGGUGGAGAGACACCUCUGAAAAGAAACUGUGUAGGCUGUAUCCUCUAGUCAAACUACUGUUGCCUCUGCUUAGUGAAGGAGUGGUCUGUGAAAGCAGGCCCCCUUGUUUCUCAUUAGGGCAUUUUGGGUGGGACAAGUCAUUACUUUGGGAAACUGUCCUCUAUACUGCAGGAUGUUUCAUAUUCCCAAUGCGCCAGGGAUUAAAUGCUAGUAGCAAUCCUCACUUUUACUGGGUCAGCCAAAAUUGCUCUUAAACACUUCUACCGGUCUAAAGGAAAGAUCUGAGAACAGAAGCUCACCUCAGGGACUACAUCUGUGAUCAUCUCACAGAUUGUCUCAGGAGAGGUUGCCUCCACUGUAUGGGCCUCAGGGCUACUGUUCAUAGGCCGCUCAGGACUACUUUCAACAGCUGGUGGAACUAAGGUAGUUUGCACUUUCAGAGUGGGCCGAGGCACAAUCUUGAUCUGCAGAGGAGGUGGCUGUUGCUGUAAAUUGAAUCGUACUUUCUGAGGUGGAGGCUGUUGCAUGGCCUGGAGUGGGGGAGGCUGCUGCAGAAUGGUCACUUGCUGCUGAGUAGGGGGCUGAGGCAUCUGUUGUAAUGGAGGGGGCUGUAGUCGGGGUGGAGGCAGUUGCAUAGAAGCAGCAGCUGCUGCUGCUGCCUGCAACACUGACCGAGUGACAAUCUGGGCUUGCUGACUGGGCUGGAUAGUAGCCGUACUGGUUUGGCCAAGCUGGAGCCCCCGGGAGGUCACCACUGUAGCUGGGAUAACAGUAACCAUCCCUCCUUGAGACAUGGUAAUAGAAGAGGGCAACAUCUGUUUGGUUAUAAUCAACUUGGUGAUAUUGGGCUGGCCCCCGGCCCCUGAAGAUGCCUGGUUUGCAACAUACGAUGAAAGGGUGGAGUUGACAACAAUGGAAGGGGACAGCGCAGGUGGCUCUGUUGGAGCUGGUGCUGGAGAUGCUGGGUCAACGGUAGCCAUAGGAGGUGGAGAAGGAGUCUGUGCUGGUGGCACCGGAUCCAAUUCUACUGUUUCCACAGUGGCCUGAAAGAGAAAAAAAAAGUCAUUAGGAGAUUUACCAACUGUCUACUCCAGGACAUACUCUAGUCACCUCCUAAGAAAAGAUAUAAUACAGGUUUAAAAAAGAAAAUAAAGAACACCCAUAGGUGCUUCCCUGGUGAAAGUAAACACUGGAAACUAAAACUCAGACUGGCAAGGUUUUACACACUGGAAAUUACAGAAAAGCUAUUAAGACAUUUUUAAGCUUUCAGUACUAUAUUGUAUGAAUAAGCUUCACAGAGUUUGGGUGGUAUUUAUUUCUUAAAAAAAAAAAAACCAGCUCAAAGAAUUUCUUUCUGGUUUAAGUAUCCGCCUACAGUAGUAUCCACUACAGUUACCUCCUUACCUGACACUCCUGGUUGUCUUUAUAAGCGGCCAGAGCCUUCAGAUACUCUUUCUUGGCAGCUUCAGUUUUCCGCUUAUAAACCUGCAGGGAGUACAGACAGUUUAAAGAAGAUCUCCACACUCCUAGAAAAGACUGAUAAUUCUGUAUUAUUCAUCAAUAAAUGACGAUUCACCUCAGGCUAAUCACUGACAACUCCUAGUGAAUACACUUCUGAAAGAUAACAAUUACGACAGCCUCCAUGGCAGACUCACUCAAAUGAGCAUUCCUCUGAAAGCCAACCAAUCAGCGAGAGUCUUGCCAGAAUAACUAUGCUACUAAACUUCUAACCACUUCUAACAUCAACCCAUGUCCACCUCUGUAAACAAAACCCUGACCCAAAAACUACAUAUAAGAUCAGCAGUUUGCUUAGCCUAAGGACCAUGCCUCACCAGUAUAGUCUCCUUUAAAGAAUGUGAUAAAUUGUUUGCAAAGAUGGUCAGAACAAUCCCUCCCAUCCCGCAUGCCCCUCCCUCCCAUCGAGAACCAAAGUCUUAUUUCCCCUUCCUUUGAGUCUGGGCUAGCUCUGUCACUUGUGACCAUUAGAAUGUGGCUGAGGUGACACUGAGACUUAAGAGGCCUUGAGGCAUCUGUUUUGCUUUCUUAGAAUGCUGCUCUAAGUCUGCCAUAUUGUAAAGAAGCUAGUCUAUCCAAUUUGGAGGAUGAGAGGCCAUGAGAAGAACCAAGGCAUCCCAGCCAACAGGCAGCACCAACCGACAAACAUGGGAAUAAGGUCAUCUUGGCCAGCCAUACCGUCAUUUGACUACAACCAAAGGAAUGAACCCAGGCAAGAUGAGCAGAAAAAUGACCCAACCAACUCAUAGAAUCAUAAGAAAUAACAAAUUGCCAUUAGUUUUAAGCCAUUACAUUGGGGUGGUUUGUUGAGCUGCAAUACACAACUUACACAAUAAUACAUUCAGCUUUUUGUUUCAGAUAUUAAGUAGUGGAUUCUGACACAAGAAACUCAGAGUCUAGGGUAAUGACAAUGAUAGCCAUCUUCUACUUCAACUGUAUAUUUAUAUAGUAUCACAAUUUCAUUUAUUUUCUUAACCCAGAUUAAACUUUUUUAAAUAAUUUUAUUUUGUUAUUGUUGAGAAAAUAUACCCAGCAAAACCAAUUCAACAGUUUCUACAUGUACCACUUAGUGACAUUACAUUCUUUGAAUUAUGUAACCAUUCUCACUCUCCUUUUCUGAGUUGUUCCUCCCUCAUUAACAUAAAUUUACUGCCCCCCUAGGUUUCUAUCUAAUCUUUCAAGCUGCUGUUGUCAAUUUGAUUCCAUAUAGAUAGUUCUUCAAAGAGCAUAAUUCUCAAGGCAGACAUUUUUUACAAGUUAAGGAAAACUACUGUUUGGUUUUUAAGAAGACUUGAGAAGAUAUUUUUGGUUUAAGGUUUAAAGAUUAUCUCAGGGCAACAGUUUAAGGGGUUCAUCUAACCUUCAUGGCUCCAGGAAGUCUGGAGUCCAUGAGAAUCUGAAAUUCUGUUCUGCAUUUCCCCCUUUUGAUCAAGAUUCUUCUAUGGAAUCUUUGAACAAAAUGUUCAGUAAUGGUAGCCAGGUACCAUCCAGUUCUUCUGGUCUCCUGGCAAAGGAGGCAGUUGUUCGUGGAGGCAAUUAGCCACACAUUUCAUAUCCUUCUAUUCCUGUCUUCUUCCUCUGCUGUUCAGGUGAAUACAGACCAAUUGUUGUGCUUUGGAUGGCCACUUACAAGCUUUUAAGAUCCCAGGCACUAUACAUCAAACGAGGAGGUAGAACAGAGGUACUAAACAUGUUAUUAGGCCAAUUAACUGGGAUGUCCCAUGAAACCACGGCCCUACCUGAUUAAACUUUCUUAAGGGAGAUUAACCAUGGUUUUCAAGUUUACAUUAGGCCAGUGAGGAAAUCCUAAAUUAACUUCUAAAUCCAAACUAAGUAAUGGACUUUAGGGUUAGCCACCUUAGCAUGCAACUUACCAAGGAACAGCCUAAUUUUAAAGAUGUGAAAAAUGAGGCUUAGAAAAGUUAAAGAACUAAAAACUAAGCAGUUGAAAAUAGAUCAGGAAUUAUAAGACACAAUUAGUAGAAAGCACAUGGGGCUUGGAAUUAAAAAACCUGAGCUUGUCUCAGCCCUACCAUUUAAGUUAUAUGGCCUUAACUAUCAGUAUACUGACAAAGCCCAUUUCCACCUUCAGUAAAAAUGGUAGUUAUUUUAUAAGAUUUUUGAAAGGAUUCAGUGUUUUUAUAAUUAUUAGUACUUUUUAAGUGGGUUUUUUGGUUUCACUGUAUGGCUGCAACUUGUAAGAUAUACAGCUGACAUUAUAAGGGCAUGUAAGACAACUAUAGGAAAACCUCUUGAGUUCUUAUCUCCUUAAUCAAAAACUUCUAGAAUAUUUACUAUCCACUAGUUCCUCAUUAUUUGCUCACCUGUUUCUGCUCUUCUCCAAGACUGUCCCACAUAGAGGCCACAAUUUUUGAAACCUCUCCAAAAGUGGCAUUGGGAUUCUGUCCCUUGAUGGCAGCCUGUGUAUCACGAAAAAAUAAAGCAUAUGCUGAAACUGGUUUUUGAGGUUCAUUAGGAUCUUUCUUCCUUCUCUUCUUUGGGGCCUUCUGCUUUUUCCCUGCUUCCACCACAACUGUCUUCUGGCUCGGAAGUUGCUGUGGGGGAAAACAAAAGAGAAUUAUAAGAAGGAAGAAGGGAAGUACUAUGUCCAGAGAACUGUAAGAAAAGGACUUUUAUCUGAGGGGGAAGUUAUCUAGCCCCAUGAAUGAAAUUUUCAGAAAUGCUAAAAAUAGAGCCAACAGGAUUAAAAGACAUUAGUAAAGUAUGUGAGAACCCGUAAGAACAGGAUUAGGAAGAGCAUUAUGAACUGGAAGUGAAAAGGCAGGACCCCAUACCCAGAAACAGCAGAGGAAAAGGCAGGGCAGGAAUAAGGAACAGUGAUUAGGUUCUGUAUGCCAAGAGUUUUAACCCAGAGUAUCAUGGCAGAAUUGAUUUUGGCAGGGAAUGCCUCACCCUCCGGAAAUCCUCAACACCAUCCUCAUGAAGUGAACUAGUAGGUGAAGGGGUGGUUGAAAGACGAUCCUCAGGUGACUGGGCAGGUGGCAGGAUGGUGCCACCCCCUAAGCUCAAACCAAGUUGAGAACUCAGUUCUGACUGAUCAAUGGUGGUCAACUGGCUAUGGCCCAUCAAGCCAGAUGUCAUGUCCGUCAUUGGUACAUCAAUUGUAACAGGUGGGUUGGCACUAUACUGAGUUCCUAUAGAAUGGUCCAAGUCCUGAGAGAAGCAGAAGGACUAAUUAAACACUAAAUAUAAAAAUCACCACACUUUCCCCCUGAAUUCAGGACAGUUUAUAAAUCCCCUGCUUACCCAGAUUAUAUCAUUGUUUAAACCCUACAAAACAUAACUUGUCUACACAUAAAACAGAUUAAGCUUUUUAGGAAAAUACAGAAAUUAGUAAAUUCACUUCUUUGCACUCAGAGGCCUACUCCAGAGUAACUGAAAAAUCAGAGGAGUCUUAAUAUUGGACAAGUUACCUUAAAGAACAAAUUACUCAGUAAUCUAGAGGCAGUGACCACACCCAGGGUAAAGAAAAACUUCCCCUCAGAGCCCUCCCAAAAUAAUGGCUUUUAAAGUUGCAAUACACAGGCAACCAGAGUAAAUAAGGCCAAUGUUAGAAGUGUUUGGCAUCAAAUAGAGCAGAGAUAUGCUACUAAGAUGUGCUGGAAGCCUGACACACUGACUUAAACACAUACUGAUUCACAAUUAAUACUACAUUUGGCUGAUAAUUUUUUAAUAAAUCUCUCAAAAUGUCAGCUAUCACACUCAUAUCUGCAUACUAGAAUGUUAAGGCCAUAAAAAAAGGGAAAGAAAAACAAAACUAACUAGGCAGUGUACUGACUGAGCCCCAGUUUCCACCUUCAGUAAAGAGGGGAAAGUGGUAGCUUUUUUCCCUCUACAAAAAACAUAAUCAUUUUCACUUCAGGGUUAAAUUUGAACAUUUUACCAUUUUAAAUAUUUUUCAAGUAAGAUUGACCCAUGUGGUAAAUCUCAUUUAUUCAGAGGAAAUUAAGUCUCUGUUGGUUAGCCUUUAGUCCCAAUAAUGGAAACAAGUAAGAUCCAAGUAUAGCAGGGAAUACAGAAUUACUUUUUUCUCUCCUAACAUCGUGCCUAUGAGCUUGGGUAAGCCUAUAAUGCUUUGCCCCUUACCAUGCUCAAGCCCCCACUCAGGAGCCCCCCGCCCUGCUCCAUCAAGCCAUGGGUCAUGCCAACAGGCAUGUCCAAUGUCUGGACCCCAUAUUGGGCUGAAAAGCUGCCAUCCUGUGAGGAGGAAGGGUCUGCCAGGUCAUCAAAGUGGCCAACCACAUCUGAGACAGCCAGUGAGGGAUCAGAAUCCAAGGAGAUAGGUGGAAUUUCAAAUUCCUCAUCACCCAAGCUUGGUGUAUGGAAUGUCUGUAGGGGGAAAAAAGGAGAAAAGAAUUAGACAGUGGGAAAAGGAACUGCAUACUGCUAAGUGAAGAACACAGCUGGGUACUAGAGAUUCUCAGUGUACCUCUUUUCAGCUGGGAUCCUACUUUGGUUAUCAAUUUCUUAGGACUUACUUAAUUUUACAAAGAAACCUUUUCUUCCUCGUACCCUUCAUCAUAUGCCACAUACAAGGCUGCCAACAUCAAUCACAAAUUUCAAUUAUUUUAUCUCUUUUCUACCUUCUCAUCUUUGUUGUCCUAAACUAUUAUGCCUAUUGUUCUCAUGAAUAAUUCUUUCAGCACUAUUAGUAAGGACCCAACCUAUAUAACCUCUAGCUAUCAUGCUUGAAAUCUCUCUGAAGAUUCUAAUAAACAGCAGUUAUUUCACAAUUAUUACACCUGCAGUGUUACACCAUGAAAAUUACUGUCAACCAGCCAAUUAUACUUUAAAGACUAUUGUUUUAGGUUUCUUUGAAGAUCUGUCACUGGAACCUUACACCCCUCUAAAAUAUUUGCACGUAGUGCCAAGUUUCCUACCUCUCCUCCAUUUUAGAAAUCAUAAUGUUACCCACAAAUAAAAGAUUCUCAUUUGUACAAGAUUUUCAAAAAACUCCAGUAAUGCCAAAGAUAAGAAUAAUAGUGAGAGAAAAGCCUUCAUAAAAGCUACAGCGAAGAGAGAAACUGGUUCUUCAACAGUUCCAGAACACAUUCCUUGUCUUGCUCUGACCAAGCCUUUCUGCAAGGGAGGAGGAAAAAGAUUACUCCAGCUGGCUAAAGACCCAAAUCUCUCCUCUGAGUCCAACCAGACCAAUAAUAUAUUCUUUCUAUUCUGAAUGGAAUCAUCAUUUACGCAGCUAACAGAUUCAAUGCCUGAUCUAAAAUAUACUAACUGCUACAGUUCCCUUUUUGACCCUACAAUGCAGGCAUCUGCAACAAUAGAGCAUUAUUUUAAAAAAAAAAAAAUCAAGAUACUUAGGUGUCAGAGAGAUCUGAGUUCAAGUCCCAGCUCUGCCACAUAUCAUGUGACCUUGGUUUUCCUCAUCUAUAAAAUGGGAACUGUAAUUGUAAUACCCUCAUGAUUAUGAGGAUAAAAGAGAUUUAGUGCACCAAAGCUAUCACAGUGCCUGAUACACAUAGCUGCUUAAUAAACCAUUAUUAACCACUGUGGUUAAUGAUAAUACUAAUACCCUAAUUAUUAUUAUUAACCUGCCACCUGCCCCAACCAAUUAUCACAGAUAAUUGGAAUCAACCUAUCAUAAAAAAAAAAAAAAAUUUUUUUUUUUUUUU
Molecule: messenger RNA, 12054 nt
Organism: Loxodonta africana (African savanna elephant)
Lineage: Eukaryota; Metazoa; Chordata; Mammalia; Proboscidea; Elephantidae
Gene: METTL3
Product: methyltransferase 3, N6-adenosine-methyltransferase complex catalytic subunit
Exons: 11
Coding region: 168-1910 (580 amino acids)
Cellular component (GO): nucleus; RNA N6-methyladenosine methyltransferase complex
Molecular function (GO): mRNA (2'-O-methyladenosine-N6-)-methyltransferase activity; mRNA m(6)A methyltransferase activity
Source: RefSeq, a predicted model, not a curated record